AUGGAGAUGUCCAAGUUUCAAUACCCCCGCUUGGACGAAGCUGCGAACGAGAUCAGAGUCAUCACAAUAUGGCCCGGACGAUUUGACGACCCUAUCAGAAUUGACAUCACUCAACGCCCGCUUACUCCACCACCUGCUCGGAACGAUUCUAGCUUACUAUCCCUCGAGGAAAUAAAUAAGACUCUGCCUGAUGAGUCACCUUGGGAAGCGUUCAAUACGUUAGAAGGCAGGAUCCUCUUUAUUAACGAUGAUACGGGCGAAACUUCAUGGAGUCAUCCAGACUCGCUCGUAGAUCCAUGUCUCUAUGACCGCGAAAGUUUACCGAAGACGUAUGCAGCACAGCCUGCCUAUGAGGCACUCUCAUACACCUGGGGACCUCAAGAUCCCCCUUCCUCCGUGACGGUCGAAGCCAUUACUAUGAAUAGUGAACAUGGAGAAUCACAUCAAGGGCUUUUAACAAUUGGGCAAAAUCUAGACGAAGCACUGUGA
This is a messenger RNA of Fusarium venenatum, 489 nucleotides long. The record is from RefSeq and is a predicted model, not a curated record. NCBI's taxonomy places the organism in Eukaryota, Fungi, Ascomycota, Sordariomycetes, Hypocreales, Nectriaceae.